This is a messenger RNA of Pogonomyrmex barbatus (red harvester ant), 904 nucleotides long. RefSeq lists its product as uncharacterized. Gene Ontology annotation, cellular component: myosin II complex. Gene Ontology annotation, molecular function: calcium ion binding. The record is from RefSeq and is a predicted model, not a curated record. NCBI's taxonomy places the organism in Eukaryota, Metazoa, Arthropoda, Insecta, Hymenoptera, Formicidae.
CUUUAACAAAAGAUAAACGAUAUAAGAAAUUUAACUAUAAAGAAGUAAAAAGAAUUGAUCCAAGAUUGUGAGAAUUUUUGAAGACUUGAGAACUUUCUAUAAUUAACUUCAAAAAUUUUUUAUCAUACAAUAAAUGAAACAUUAAUCUUACAAAGCGUUACAGAUGUUGAGGUGAGACGGUGAGGAUAGUGUGGCAGUCUCAGCAGUGUAGGGAUAAGUAGUCCCAGAAAUACUCAAGGAGUGGAAAGCUAGCUCUUCAUUUAUAAGAUUAACAGAAGACAAAUUACAGAUAAAUCAUGGCAUGUACAUCAAAGACAGCUGCUGGUGGCAGAAGGAACUUGCGAAAAGUCGAUUUAAAUAAAGUGGAAGAAUCUCAAGUAAAAGAGGCAUUUGAUUUAUUUGAUCCAGAUGGCACUGGAAAAAUUUCUUCCAACAAACUUAAACUAGUUUUUAAAGCUUUGGGAUAUGAUUUAUCGUUACAAGAGAUAAGGAAACUCGUAGCAGAAUUUACACCAGACUUUCCUAAUGAGAUAUCGUAUGAAGAUUUCUUAAAAAUAAUGUCUGUGAAAACGAUGAAUCAAGGAAUCAAAGAAGAAAUAUUACAGGCUUUUCGUCUUUUCGACGAUAACAAUACAGGGAAAAUAUCUUUUGAAAAUUUGAAGAGAGUUGCCAUAGAAUUAGGAGAAAAUGUCACUGAUGCUGUUCUACAAGAUAUGAUUGAUCAGGUGGAUGAUGAUGGUGAUGGCGAGAUAUCGCUGGAAGAGUUUUCAAAAAUCUAUCAAUAUAUGUCAUGUUGACUUCACCUUAAAUUAAAAUCAUAUCUGUGUUAAGAGUAAAUCUAUUAACAUAUGUCGUCUUAACUUUAUAUUGAAUUAAAAUUAUAUCAGAUAUCUUUAAAAAUUAA